AUGGGAAAUCAAUGAACUGGGAAUAGGUUUAGCCAAUGCGUCCGCAUGUCAUGAAUAGAGACAAAUAAUGAACCAACAAAAAAGGAUCCGAACCAAUUUCCUGAAGAAGAUGAUAUACAUAAAUAAAAUUGAUAAAUAUGUAGAAAACUUUCAUCGUGAUAAAUAAGCAUGUCAAGAACAAAAGGUCUGGUCACCCCUAUCACAGAAAGUACACUAAGCAUAGAUAUAUUACACAGAUGAGUGGCAGGAAAAAUUGUGACAAGAGGAUGUCUAAAUCUGUCCCUCCUGAGCACCAGACUUGAUCUCGUGAAGAAUUUGAGAGAGAUCAUAACACUAGACAUUUCCCUCAAAUAAAUGCUUCCAACAAUAACCUCAGCGACCAGCCUGAGUGUGAAAAUGGGAUGAAAGGAGAAAAUCCAGCUGAUAAAGAUUCUGGAGGGAGCUCCCAGAAAUACCCAGCAGUCGGGCUAAACAAGCUUAAGGAUAGGGUAGUAGACCAAAGGCCAGACAAUGCCAUGAAUACAGGUCAUAGUCAAAGGAAAGUUAUUGCAAAAAGUAAAUAUUCAUCUAGUAAUUACGAGGAUGGGACUUCUAACAUGAAUCUGUCUUUAAGCAACCUGAAUUUCUCAGCCUUAGUCAAGGCUUAUGAUGAAACUCCUAAGGAAAAAGUCAAAUCAAAUGACUUUAACCUGGCAAUCCAAAAUGAGGAAAAGUCUGUAAGGAUGGAGAACGAGGAAGGCUAUGAGACGCCUAAUCUUGGAAUGAGAGGAAACCCCAGCUUGAAAAACUUGCAAAGGAAUUCCAAGGAAAUCAAGGAAUUUGAAAGUAUGGUGGUGAGUAAUAAGAUCAUUCACAAUAUACACCAAGAUUCUGGAAAUUUAGACGCAGUGAAUCUCAUCAUAAAUAUUAAUGAUAGGCCAGCUAAGUUUGUAGAUGAGUAUAUUGAUGAAGACUCCAGCUCCCCUGCAGUCAGCAGUGUUAGCGAAGAAAACUUGGAAGAAAUUAUAAUGGAGAAGGUUGUUAAUGUUCAAAGAUACAGAAACCCAAGGGAUUCUAGUUAUAAGGAGCUAGUUGAAGAAUAUCAGCAGCGGUCUAGCAAACACUCACAUCAUAAAAAUUUCAGCACUGGCAAUCUUUUUCGUAAUUUUUAUCGUAGUUCUCGCCAGAAUGAUGCAAAUAAAUCUAUAAGAGGAGAGCAUGAAGAUAAUGAAGCUAUCUUUCUAGAAGGAAAAAUGGAGACUAAUAAGCCAAGCCCUAAACGAUGAAUACCAAAGAAGAGCAUGGUCCACGGCAAAUCAAGUGUGGGAUACAAACCUUUUGGCAAAAGAAGAUUAUAUAAUAUUUUUCAAUAA
Messenger RNA from Moneuplotes crassus, 1352 nucleotides. Lineage: Eukaryota; Ciliophora; Spirotrichea; Euplotida; Euplotidae. The record is from the annotation of a GenBank genome assembly.